AUGUCCAGCCCCAAUAAUUAUGAUAUCCAGAACAAAUUCAAAGCCUCCGGGGGUCCUCAGAACAACAACACAGGCACUGGCAGCCAAUUUCCGGGCGCGAUUUUCCAUGGACCGGUGAAUUUCAGUAAUCCAAAAGUCGCCUCGGGAAAUGAUGACUCUUGCCUGCUAGCUCUACAAUGCGUGGACCCAUUCAUCGUCAAAAAUCAGCUGAAAGAACACAAGGAUAAAUUACUUUUCAAAGCCAUCGAAUGGAUCUUUCACGAUUCGCACUAUCAUCAAUGGCAGAAUGAAGACAAUGUUCGCCUCCUGUGGAUCCGGGGGGGCGCGGGGAAAGGGAAAACCAUGAUGACGAUCGGCCUCAUCGAGAAACUUUCGCAGGAUAAUUCUUCUAUCGCUACGUAUUUCUUCUGCCAAAAUGCAGAUUACAAGCUCAACACCAUCGAAGCCAUCAUCAAGGGAUUGAUUUGGCAACUAGUUCAGCAGCGAGCAGAGCUGAUUAGGUCUCUUCAACGCCGCUGGGACGCAGUGCGCUCACGCUGGAAAGAGACCAUGUCUUGGCGGACUCUGUGGGAUAUUCUUUUGGAAAUGCUCAACCGAUGUUCGCAUCAGCGAGUGUACGUGGUGGUGGAUGCUCUGGAUGAGUGUGAACAUCAGGGCAUGGCUGAACUUUUGAGGCUCGUUGUCCGAACGGGACUGGACCACCAUAAUGUGAAAUGGUUGUUGACGAGCCGCCCAUUAGAUAGUGCUGAUCAAGAAUUGCUUACGACGGCUGAACAAGUUGGGAUUGGCUUAGAGCUCAACUCUAGUCAUCUUGAGGCAGCCGUUCAAACAUAUGUCAGUCAUAAAGUGAGUGAGCUCUAUCCUGAUCGCUACUACGGAUCACAAACUCCAUGGAAGGUCACAUCUGAGCUUCUGAAACGAGCGGAAGGAACAUUUUUAUGGGUCAGUCUGGUCUGUAAGCGGCUCGAAAGUGGUGAGAAUGCGGAGCGUGUCCCCCCAGAUGAGGCAUUGUCGACUAUUCAGGAUCUGCCCCCCGGCCUGCACUCUCUCUAUGAACGGAUUUUCAGUCAGAUCAUCGAUGGCCAUUCUGUAAUUGUUCGGGGCUGCCUACGGCUCCUUAGGGUGAUGAUGCUGGUCUAUCGGCCUCUAGAAAGGGCGGAACUGGCCAGUGUGACCGGCAUCUCGGAGACCAAGGUCACAAGUGAAAAGAUCGUAGAUCGAUGUGCGUCGUUUCUCAGGAUGCGAGGAAGUGUCAUUGAAUUUGUGCAUCAAUCAUCCCGAGACUUCUUGGCAGGAUCAUCGUCAUUCCGCUCUUAUGAGCAAUACGGACAUGGGGAGAUCGCAUUGAGCUGUUUGUCGUAUAUGUCGAAAGUGCUGAAGCCGAACCUGAUUAAAUUGCCACUGCCAGAUUCAAUGAGAGAGGGAAACCUGCAGGAAGCAGGAAGUCUUAACGAAGAUAUUACCGUUCUUCAUAGCCUAAACUACGCUGCUACCCUGUGGGUGGACCAUCUCGAAUCCGCAAAGAACACAAAAGUUGGACAAAGCGCACUUGAUGACCACGGCCCAGUCAUGACGUUUCUGCGUGUCAACUUGUUAGAAUGGCUGGAGUGUCUAAGCCUGCUAGGUCAGCUGCGGCAUGUCAUUAAGGCUCUAAACAUAUUGGAAAGUAUUGCUGAAAACUCUUUAUUACAAGCUAUUGUUUUCGAUGCUACGCGUUUCUUGCUGCGCCACUACCAGACGAUAUCCGCUUGGCCGCUUCAGAUCUAUAGCUCGGCGAUUGUGUUUAGUCCCGAAUCCAGUCUUGUCCGGGCAGACCAUAAUAUUAAGAAGACUCCCGAGUGGCUGAAAAUAAUCCCACAUCUCGAAAACGCAUGGGAAACUCUAAUACAGACUUUAGAAGGCCAUUCCGACUCGGUUACUGCCAUCGCCUUCUCACCUGACGGCAAGCGAAUCGCUUCAGCAUCUUAUGAUAAAACCGUCCGGCUGUGGGAUGCAAGCACAGGCGACCAUCUAAAGACGUUGCAAGGCCAUUUCAAAUGGGUUACUGCUGUCGCCUUCUCACCUAACAGCAAGCAGAUCGCUUCAGCGUCUUAUGAUAAAACUGUCCGGCUGUGGGAUACAAGCACAGGCGACCAUCUGAAGACGCUGCAAGGCCAUUCCGACUGGGUUACUGCCGUCGCCUUCUCACCUGACGGCAAGCGGAUCGCUUCAGCAUCUCAUGAUAAAACCGUCCGGCUGUGGGAUGCAAGCACAGGUGACCAUCUGAAGACACUACAAGGCCAUUCCAACUCAGUUACUGCCGUCGCCUUCUCACCUGACGGCAAGCAGAUCGCUUCAGCAUCUCAUAAUAAAACCGUCCGGCUGUGGGAUGCAAGCACAGGCGACCAUCUGAAGACACUACAAGGCCAUUCCAACUGGGUUACUGCCGUCGCCUUCUCACCUGACGGCAAGCGAAUCGCUUCAGCAUCUUAUGAUAAAACCGUCCGGCUGUGGGAUGCAAGCACAGGCGACCAUCUAAAGACGUUGCAAGGCCAUUUCAAAUGGGUUACUGCUGUCGCCUUCUCACCUAACAGCAAGCAGAUCGCUUCAGCGUCUUAUGAUAAAACUGUCCGGCUGUGGGAUACAAGCACAGGCGACCAUCUGAAGACGCUGCAAGGCCAUUCCGACUGGGUUACUGCCGUCGCCUUCUCACCUGACGGCAAGCGGAUCGCUUCAGCGUCUGAUGAUGAAACCGUCCAGCUGUGGGAUGCAAGCACAGGCGACCAUCUGAAGACAGUACAAGGCCAUUCCAACUCAGUUACUGCCGUCGCCUUCUCACCUGACGGCAAGCGGAUCGCUUCAAUGUCUCAUUAUAAAACCAUCCGGCUGUGGAAUGCAAGCACAGGCGACCAUCUGAAGACGCUGCAAGGCCAUUCUAACUUGGUUACUGCCGUCGCCUUCUCACCUGAUGGCAAGCGGAUUGCUUCAGCGUCUGAUGAUGAAACUGUCCGGCUGUGGGAUGCAAGCACAGGUGACCAUCUGAAGACGCUGCAAGGCCAUUCCAACUGGGUUACUGCCGUCGCCUUCUCACCUGACGGCAAGCAGAUUGCUUCAGCAUCUUAUGAUAAAACUGUCCGGCUGUGGGAUACAAGCACAGGCGACCAUCUGAAGACGCUGCAAGGCCAUUCCAACUCAGUUACUGCCGUCGCCUUCUCACCUGACGGCAAGCGGAUCGCUUCAGCAUCUCAUGAUAAAACUAUCCGGCUGUGGGAUGCAAGCACAGGCGACCAUCUGAAGACGCUGCAAGGCCAUUCCGACUGGGUUACUGCCGUCGCCUUCUCACCUGACGGCAAGCAGAUCGCUUCAGCGUCUGAUGAUGAAACUAUCAAACUAUGGGAUGUUAGCGCUUUCGUGCGCUCAAUAAGGUUGAUGGGGAGCUCCUUAGGUGCCAUCCGCAAGUUCCGUAAAUGGUAUCACCAAAUUCAAACCUCAGCUAUAGUUACAACCUUGAAAUUUUCUCCUGACGGUCAAUUUCUCCAAACAGACCUUGGUCUUAUUAAAAUUACCAAUAGUGACUCCGAGGCCGGAGUUACAACCUUGAAAUUUUCUCCUGACGGUCAAUUUCUCCAAACAGACCUUGGUCUUAUCAAAAUUACCAAUAGUGACUCCGAGGCCGGUCUCUAUCUUGAGAACGGCUGGAUAUGCUAUAGAUCAAGACCUGUAUUUAGAACCCUACCGGGCUUCCAACCGUCCUGUUAUGAUGUGCAAGGCAAUUAUAUUACAGUCGGUUGUAGGAACGGUUGGGUGCUGUGUCUGGAGUUUGAUUGUAGAAUAUUGGACGAGUUAUUUGAUCCUCAUUACGACAGAUAA
Molecule: messenger RNA, 3849 nt
Organism: Talaromyces rugulosus
Lineage: Eukaryota; Fungi; Ascomycota; Eurotiomycetes; Eurotiales; Trichocomaceae
Exons: 3
Coding region: 1-3849 (1282 amino acids)
Biological process (GO): negative regulation of transcription by RNA polymerase II
Cellular component (GO): transcription repressor complex; nucleus
Molecular function (GO): protein binding
Source: RefSeq, a predicted model, not a curated record